GAUGGCGGCGAAGCCGGAGCGGACUCCGCGCAUGCGCAAGAGGCUGAGGGCAGGCGAGCGGCGGGAAACCGCCAUGGCGGAGGCACCGGCGGGACCCGGCGGCUCCCCCGGCCCGGCCGCUGUCCCGUCCCCGCGGGGCUCAGCCGGGCCACAGGAGGACGAGCGAUGCGCCGGCGGACCCAGCCCUGGGACCGGAGGGGGCGCGCCAGAUCCGCACUCGGCGGAGAAGGCAGCGGAUGCUGAGCCCUUUUCGAAGCCUCCCGCCAACAAAAAGGGAACGCCCGGCUCCUCCAGCAGGAAAAAAAGAGCCCCGAGCAGCCCCAGGAAGGAGCAGCCGCUGAGUUCCUUCAGUUUGUCCCCGAUUGUCGCCACCCCUCAGGGCAAGCGCCGCUCCUGGCGCCGCUCCAGCCUCAAGGGGAGGCGAUCCCGCCGCAAAUCGCUGCCCCCCGUGCACCACGAAGUGACCGAACUGAGCCAAUCCAUCAGCCUGGAGCUUCCCGAAAUCCAGCGCCUCUCCUCCCUCCUCCUCUCCAGCUUCCAGUUUUCUGCCCGGAAGUUGCAGCAGAUCCUGGAGGAAUCCGAAGGAUUCGACCCCGAGGCUUUCGCUGCCAAAGUCCGGGUGGGCUCCGAGGAAUUCCAGCGGCUGCUCCAGAGGCUGCUCCAGGACGGGACCCUCGGGAGCUGCCUGGAGCUGCCCCCAGGGGACCCCCUGGACCCGGCCCUGGAGGGAAACGUGGCCCAGGUGAAGCAGCUGAUGGGCAGCUUCUCCCGGGAGCUCCAGGCCUGGGAGCUGCUCCUGCAGCGGCACCGCCGCCGCUCCCAGGAGGCCUCCAGGGACCUGGAGCUGCUCCGAGCCGGGAGCCUCCCCCAGCCCCCCCCCGCCGCCCCCAGCCCCCAAAUCCUCCAAAUCCUGCGCUCCAAACCCGACUACGGCCAAAUCCUGGCCCAGCAGGGCCCGCUCCUGAAAUCCCUGCGGCUCCUGGUGGAGGAGGUGCAGCAGGCGGCCAAGUUGGUGAUGGGGUUCGGCGAGGAGAGCAGCGGCUUCCUGAGGGGUCUCUCGGAGCAGCUCGCCUCCAGGGCGUUCCGGAAGCUGCAGGAAUCCCCCGUGCGGAGGCUGCUGGAGAGGAAGCCCCAAAAGGCGCUGCCGGCGGAGGGGGAAUAAUAAAAAGGAUCCCAAAAUC
Molecule: messenger RNA, 1181 nt
Organism: Corvus hawaiiensis (hawaiian crow)
Lineage: Eukaryota; Metazoa; Chordata; Aves; Passeriformes; Corvidae
Gene: DSN1
Product: DSN1 component of MIS12 kinetochore complex
Exons: 11
Coding region: 2-1162 (386 amino acids)
Biological process (GO): mitotic sister chromatid segregation; cell division
Cellular component (GO): MIS12/MIND type complex
Source: RefSeq, a predicted model, not a curated record